AUGGAUCCAUCAAUUGUCACUCAACUCAUUGAUAUUCUUCGCAUCAAUCCGUAUUCUAUUUUUUUCCGCUCUCUUGGUGAUUUGCCAGAUUUGGAAAAUCAAAUAAUUCAUAUAAGAUUAGAUGCUGGCCUAGAUCAACGUGUAUUCAAUGCCCCCACAUCUUCACAAGUUGCAGCAAUAUGGGUAGAAAAUGAUGAUGAAGAUCAACUAAGAGGACGUGACAUUUUUGUCUUUAACCAUUCUGGUGGAAGUCAUAUAGUUCAGUACUAUUUUGGGUGUUAUGAUCCAUUGCAAUAUCCGUUGUUAUUUCCAUUUGGCGAUGUUGGUUGGCAUCAAGGGAUUGAAAAGAUUAGUAGAGGAAGGAGAUCUACAUACAACGAAACAAACGGAUCAAUAAAUCCUCAACAAUCAGUGACUGCAGAAGAAUUACUUGCAAGAGAACAACGAGCGUCAAACAGAAAAACGAAGGAUCCAGUUGUUUCAUGCCGUGAAUAUUAUUGCUAUAAAUUACAAAUCAGAGAAAAUGUCAGAUCAAUUUUGUUACUUUCUGGUCGACUAUUGCAACAAUUUGUAGUAGAUAUGUAUGUUAAGAUCGAGACGUCAAGAUUAGACUAUUUUAGGAAAAAGCAACAACAUAUUCGAUCAGAGUUAUAUCAAGGUAUUGUUGAUACAAUUACGCUUGGGGAAACAAACGCUUCUAAUGUUGGAAAACGGAUUAUACUGCCUUCAUCAUUUAUUGGAGGUCCAAGAGACAUGAGAAAAAGAUAUAUGGAAGCAAUGGCUUUAGUUCAGCGUUACGGCAAACCAGACAUUUUCUUAACAAUGAUGUGCAAUCCAAAUUGGAAAGAAAUUACAAAUGAACUACAUCUGCAUGAGGAGAGUCAGAAUCGACCUGAUUUGAAGGAUUGGAAGGUUUAUGCGCCUGAAUCUUUUGACGAGAUCGUAUCAGCAGAGAUACCUAAUAAAAAUACAAACUUGCACUUGCAUAACACUGUUGUAAAGCAUAUGAUGCAUGGGCCAUGUGGAGUGUUGAACCCAACAAAUGUUUGCAUGAAGAAAAAUGGUUGUUGCAAAAGUAAUUAUCCAAAAAAUUACGCAUCUGCUACAACUGUUGGAAAUGAUUGCUUCCCAAUAUAUAGGCGUUCAAAAAAUGGAGUAACUGUCAAAGUCAGAGGCCAAAAUUUAGAUAAUCGUUGGGUUGUUCCAUAUAAUCCAUAUCUGCUUGCAACAUUUGACUGUCACAUUAAUGUCGAGAUUUGUUCUACGAUAAAAGCAGUCAAAUAUCUUUAUAAAUACAUUUAUAAAGGACAUGAUCGUGUUGCUUUCAACUUGAUUUCUGAACAAAACAAUCAACAAGUUGAUGAAAUCCAACAAUUCCAAUCGGCCCGAUGGAUUGCUCUCCCCGAAGCUAUGUGGAGGAUAUAUGACUUUAUUAUUAAUGAGAUGUACCCAGCAGUGUAUAGUUUACAUUUACAUCUGGAGGAUCAACACCCAGUGACUUUCCGAGCAAAUGAUGAUAUAAUCAAUGUUGUCAACUUAGAUCGUUCUAUAAAAUCGAUCUUAACAGAAUUUUUUGCAUUAAAUCGAGUAGACGAGAAUGCAAAGAGAUUACUGUAUAAAGAAUUUCCAGAAUAUUAUGUUUGGAACCAACAAAACAAAGAUUGGACUCCUCGGAAAAAGAAAACUGUUAUAGGCCGUAUUGUUACAGCAAAUCCAUUUGAAGGCGAAAGGUAUUAUCUGCGGAUAUUGCUAAACCAUGUAAGAGGACCUUUGUCGUUUGACGAUCUCAGGACAGUUGAUGGUGUUGUGGCUCCAACAUUUCGUGAGGCAGCAACAAUGCAUGGGUUGCUACAGAGAGACAGUAGCUUAGAAGAUUGCUUACAGGAAGCAUCUUUAUAUCAAGUGCCAUCCAGUUUGAGACGGUUAUUUGCAACAAUAUUGGUUUAUUGUAAUCCAACCAAUCCGAGGGAGCUUUGGGAACGUUUUGAGCAAGAUAUGUCAGCUGAUUUCAAACCAACAGAAGAUUCUAUAUCAAAUGUAAGAACCCAAGUAUUGAGGUCAAUCUCUUUUACAAUUGAAUCAAUGGGAAAAGACAUUAGUUCCUACCAUCUUCUUGAUGACGACAUUUGCUUUGAUGAAGAAGAAUUUCAAUCUAGAGAAAUCGAUGAUGAAUUGGCUGUUGAAAUUCUAGAAGAAGAUAUUGCUGCAUCACAAUUUCUUAACAGUGAACAACAACAUGUCUAUAACGCAGUGCUGGAAAAAGUAUUUGCAAACCAAAAUGCUGCAUUCUUUGUAGAUGGCCCAGGUGGGACAGGGAAAACAUUCCUGUACAGAGCACUUCUCGCAACAGUACGAUCAAGAAAAUUAGUAGCACUUGCAACUGCUUCAUCAGGCGUUGCUGCAUCUAUUCUUCCGGGAGGUCGAACAGCACACUCACGUUUUAAGCUUCCACUUGAUACUGACGAAAGAAACACGUGCUGUGUCAGCAAACAAAGUGCACUGGCAAACCUACUACGUGCAGCAAAAUUAAUAAUUUGGGACGAGGCUCCAAUGAAAAGAAAACAACACAUAGAAGCAUUGGAUAAGAUGCUACGAGACAUCAAUGAUUCAGAUGUAACAUUCGGUGCAAAGGUUGUUGUUUUCGGUGGAGAUUUUCGACAGGUUUUACCCGUGGUUCGUAAAGGAACAAGACAACAACAGGUUAAUUCCAGUUUGGUUUAUUCCUAUUUAUGGCCUACAUUGACCAAGUUCCGAUUAACUGAAAAUAUGCGAGCAAGACUUGAUCCAGUUUUUUCAGAUUAUGUGUUAGAAGUUGGAAACGGAAUGCCACCAAACACAGUUGAUGAAACCAUAAGGAUUCCAAAUAGGAUGCUUAUUCCCUAUUAUGAUGACAGCACUUCUUUAGAUCAUUUGAUAGAAGAUGUUUUCCACAAUAUUCAUGAAUAUUCAAUGAAUAUUUCAACUAUGAUGAAUCGGGCAAUAUUAACACCGAAGAACAGUUAUGUUGACGAAAUAAAUGCAUUGUUGAUUCAUAGGCUCCCAGGUGAAAUUCAGCGAUAUUACAGUUUUGAUGAGACAAUAGAUGCAUCUGAACAAUCAGUUAUGGAAGAUUUCUUGAAUACUCUAACCCCAAACGGACUUCCGCCUCAUGAAUGA
Molecule: messenger RNA, 3156 nt
Organism: Carya illinoinensis
Lineage: Eukaryota; Viridiplantae; Streptophyta; Magnoliopsida; Fagales; Juglandaceae
Exons: 3
Coding region: 1-3156 (1051 amino acids)
Biological process (GO): telomere maintenance; DNA repair
Molecular function (GO): DNA helicase activity
Source: RefSeq, a predicted model, not a curated record